AUGAAUGAAAAAAUAGAAUUCACAGAAGUGCUAUUUAUCAUUGGACAGUCAAGUAUGCUUAUACUGCUUUUAUGUCUAAUUGGAUAUUGGUGUGCAAGGAUAGGAAUAAUAACAACAACAGUGCAAAAGGGUCUCUCAGAGCUAAUAAUAACCAUUUUAAUGCCAUCACUUUUAUUCUCACAAGUCGGAUCAGGAAUCGACGCUGUAGCAAUUAUUCAUCUAUGGCCAAUACCUGUUUUCCUCUAUCUUUUUGCGACGAUUAGUGGUUCUCUUGGUUUACUAGGUGGAAAGCUAUUCAGCUUUAACUCAACGGAAACUAAAUUUGUUACUGCUAGUAUCAUCUUUAAUAAUCUGACGCAUUUAUCGAUGGGAUUAAUACAGAAUCUCGGGACUACCGAAGCAAUGCAACUUUUGCUUUGGAACGAGCAAGAUACUCCCGAGAAAGCAAGAACUAGAGGUGUUUCUUAUACUCUGUUGGCGACAUUAAUUGGCAAUUUGUUGAGUCUUGGCACAUAUUUAUUACGAAAAGAACCACAAAACGAGGAUGAUGAAAAUAAUGAUCUUGCUAGAGCUCUUCAGGUUGAUGAAGAAUCAGCAAGAACAGCACAUAUAUCACGAAAAAUAGUAAAUGAAGGGUCAAUUAGCGAAUCCACACCUCUCCUUAACCCUGCUUCCUCUUCACACGCAAAAAACUUUUCAACUGCUUCCCGUAGAGUACGAGACGUGAUCUCAAACGUCGAGACAAUAAUGAAUCCACCGAUCUACGCAGCUAUAGCAGCAUUGAUUGUCGGCACAAACCCAUUUCUCAAGUCACUAUUCUUUGGUAAAAAUGCACCACUAUAUCCAAUAAUCACCAAAUCAAUGAUAUUUCUGGGAAACGCGUCAACACCCUUAACAUUACUUGUUCUCGGAGCACAAUUGAGUAAUUUGUCAAGAUCAAAAAGCGGAAAAAUGUUUUCGGCUAUUUCUUGGGUGAUGAUUGCCCGAUUCAUGAUUAUGCCGUUUAUAGGAAUCUCGUUAGUAAUGAUGACUCGUGGCUGGUUUCUGGACGAUCCAAUGUUUUGGUUUGUGUUGAUGAUGUUGGCUUCGGGUCCUUCUGCCAUUAAUUGUAUUAAUGUCACUCAGUUGACGGGGGCUUUUCAGGAAGAGAUGGCCGCUUUGUUAAUCUAUUCGUAUAUCGCAGUGAUACCAACAUUGACGGUUACUGUAAUGACAAUGUUUUAUCUUAUUCAUAAAACAAGUACAACACCCGCUGAUCUUAUUUCAUAG
Ambispora gerdemannii is the source of this 1269-nucleotide messenger RNA. The record is from the annotation of a GenBank genome assembly. Lineage: Eukaryota; Fungi; Glomeromycota; Glomeromycetes; Archaeosporales; Ambisporaceae.